AUGGUCGUUGGUCUCAAAUGCUUAGACGAAACCGCGGCCGGCCUCUGCCACCACAGUCGUUUCGGAAGCAUCGAAGAGAAGGUGGUUAGGGCGAAGUUUGUCAAGCAGACGCCGCCGCCGCCUCUUAGUAAUCGAUUGUUCGCUAUACCGGCGGCGCCUCCGCCGAACACUAUGUUCAACAGACCUACCGACCGACCGACUGGCCACAGUUGUCGUCAUCAUCAUCGUCGUCACGUCACACAGCUCGGCUCGGCUCGAACCGGUGGACGAACGAACAGCAGUGAUGAUGACGGCCGCCAAACGAACGAACAGGCGCGUGACGAUCCGUGA
Soboliphyme baturini is the source of this 330-nucleotide messenger RNA. The record is from the annotation of a GenBank genome assembly. Lineage: Eukaryota; Metazoa; Nematoda; Enoplea; Dioctophymatida; Soboliphymatidae.